Molecule: messenger RNA, 4684 nt
Organism: Suncus etruscus (white-toothed pygmy shrew)
Lineage: Eukaryota; Metazoa; Chordata; Mammalia; Eulipotyphla; Soricidae
Gene: YEATS2
Product: YEATS domain containing 2
Exons: 30
Coding region: 13-4266 (1417 amino acids)
Biological process (GO): chromatin remodeling; regulation of transcription by RNA polymerase II
Cellular component (GO): NuA4 histone acetyltransferase complex
Molecular function (GO): histone binding
Source: RefSeq, a predicted model, not a curated record
ACGAAUGUCAUCAUGUCUGGAGUCAAACGAAUAAUCAAAGAGACAGAUCCUGAUUAUGAGGAUAUAUCUGUGGACUUUCCAAACAAGCGGCAUAAAGCAAUCGAGAAUUCAGCUCGAGAUGCUGCUGUGCAAAAGAUUGAGACUAUUAUCAAGGAACAAUUUGCACUUGAAAUGAAGAAUAAAGAACAUGAAAUUGAAGUCAUUGAUCAGCGACUGAUUGAGGCUAGAAGGAUGAUGGAUAAACUUCGUGCCUGCAUUGUUGCAAACUACUAUGCUUCUGCCGGGCUUCUAAAAGUUUCUGAGGGAUCAAAGACCUAUGACACAAUGGUUUUUAAUCAUCCUGCUAUCAAGAAAUUUUUGGAAUCACCAUCCAGGUCAUCAUCUCCAGCCAAUCAGAGAUCAGAAACACCAUCUGCCAAUCAUUCAGAAAGUGAUUCUUUAUCUCAGCACAAUGACUUCUUAUCUGACAAAGACAAUAACAGCAAUUUGGAUAUUGAAGAAAGACUCUCAAACAACUUGGAGCUGAGAUCAAGCCGAAAUACUGGAAGGGACACUUCUAGUAUCACUGGCUCCCAUAAAACAGAGCAGCAGAAUGCUGAUGCCACAGGAGAUGAGACUUCACGACUUUUUAUAAAGAAAACAAUAGUAGUGGGCAAUGUGUCCAAGUAUAUACCUCCUGAUAAGAGAGAAGAAAAUGAUCAGUCAACUCAUAAGUGGAUGGUGUAUGUUCGAGGGUCUCGCAGAGAACCCAGCAUUAAUCAUUUUGUCAAGAAAGUUUGGUUCUUCCUUCAUCCCAGCUAUAAACCAAAUGACCUUGUGGAAGUUAGAGAGCCUCCUUUCCACCUGACCAGAAGAGGCUGGGGUGAGUUUCCUGUCAGAGUUCAAGUUCACUUUAAGGACAGCCAGAACAAGCGGAUAGAUAUCAUACAUAAUCUGAAGCUGGAUAGAACUUACACCGGCUUGCAGACUCUUGGAGCAGAGACGGUAGUGGAUGUAGAGCUGCAUCGACAUUCUCUGGGAGAAGAUGCCAUGUACCCUCAGUCCUCCGAGUCUGAUAUUUCUGAUGCUCCACCAGCUUUGCCUUUGACCAUUCCAGCACCUGUGAAAGCUUCCUCACCCAUUAAGUCGUCCCAUGAACCAGGACCUGAUCCCUCUGUGGAAAAAGCAGAAUUCCCAGCAAACACCGAAGCUGAGAGACACACUACAUUUUAUUCAUUGCCAUCCUCAUUGGAACGAACACCUACCAAAAUUAUGACAUCCCAGAAAAUUACUUUUUGUUCCCAUGGCAAUUCAGCUUUUCAGCCAAUAGCAUCAAGCUGCAAAAUUGUACCACAGAGUCAAGUUUCUAAUCCUGAGUCACCUGGGAAGUCCUUCCAACCCAUCACUAUGAGCUGCAAGAUUGUUUCUGGUUCUCCUAUAUCAACUCCAAGUCCUUCACCGUUGCCUCGAACGCCGACUUCCACUCCAGUGCAUGUGAAGCAAGGCACUACCAGCUCUGUUAUCAGUAAUCCGUAUGUUAUUCUGGACAAGCCAGGGCAGGUGAUUGGCACCACCACUCCCACUGCAGGAAGUCCUACAAACAAGCUCUCAACUGCCUCGCAAGCCUCCCAGGGAACAGCUUCUCCUGUUCCUAAAAUUCACGGAAGCAGUUUUGUAACAUCAGCCGUCCAGCAGGAGGAUUCUUUGUUUGCUUCUAUGCCACCUCUCUGUCCUAUUGGAAGCCACCCUAAGGUUCAAAGUCCCAAACCUAUAACUGGUGGACUCGGAGCUUUCACAAAAGUGAUCAUCAAACAGGAGCCUGGAGAAGCCUCUCACAUAUCCACAGCGGGAGCUGCCAGCCAGUCACCGCUCCCUCAGUAUGUCACUGUGAAAGGGGGUCACAUGAUAGCUGUGUCCCCUCAGAAGCAGGUCAUGGCUGCCGGAGACGGGACUGCACAGUCACCAAAGAUUCAGCCCUCCAAGGUUGUUGGGGUACCUGUUGGGUCUGCUCUGCCUUCAGCUGUAAAACAGGCUGUUGCCAUUAGUGGUGGCCAAAUCCUUGUAGCCAAGACCAGUUCCUCUGUCACCAAAGCAAUUGGUCCCAAGCAAGUUGUGACCCAAGGAGUGGCCAAAGCGAUUGUGAGCGGAGGUGGAGGAACUAUCGUCGCCCAGCCAGUGCAGGCCUUAACUAAGGCUCAGGGCCCUGCUGCUGGCCCACCGAAGACUGGAUCCCAGGGCUCAGUGAUGGCAACAUUGCAGUUACCAGCCACAAAUUUGGCCAAUUUGGCCAAUUUGCCUCCAGGAACUAAGCUCUACCUUACAACAAACAGCAAGAACCCUUCAGGAAAAGGGAAACUACUCCUCAUCCCUCAAGGCGCCAUCCUACGAGCCACCAACAAUGCCAACCUCCAGUCUGGCUCGGCCACAGGUUCUGGAGGUGGAGGUGGCGGAGGAGGGAGUGGCACUGCUGGAGGAGGAGCUGCAGGGGGAGCUACAGGUGGACCAGGAGCAGGGACUGGUGGGACCCAGAGCCCUGCAGGCCCUGGUGGAAUAUCCCAGCACCUCACGUACACAUCUUACAUCCUGAAGCAAACUCCUCAGGGCACCUUUUUAGUUGGCCAGCCAUCACCGCAGACGUCUGGGAAACAACUGACAACUGGUUCCGUGGUCCAAGGAACCCUGGGGGUCAGUACAACUUCUGCCCAAGGACAACAAACGUUAAAAGUCAUUUCAGGACAAAAAACAACACUAUUUACCCAGGCAGCCCCCGGGGGACAGGCAUCGCUGAUGAAAAUAUCCGAUAGCACAUUGAAGUCUGUGCCAGCAACCUCCCAGCUCUCAAAGCCUGGCACUACUAUGCUGAGAGUAGCAGGAGGGGUCAUCACUGCUGCCACCUCGCCUGCUGUAGCUCUCUCGACUAAUGGUCCGGCACAACAGUCUGAAGGAGCUCCCAGUUCAUCGACUAUUAGUUCUGUCAUGAAAACUUCUGGGCAGCAGCAAGUCUGUGUGAGCCAGGCGGCCAUGGGAACCUGCAAAGCUGCUGCCCCCUCUGUCAUAAGUGCAACAUCCCUGGUAUCCACGCCAAACCCCAUUUCAGGAAAAGCUACAGUAUCAGGGUUGUUGAAGAUUCACUCCAGUCAGUCCAACCCCCAGCAGGCCGUCCUGACCAUCCCCAGCCAGCUUAGGCCACUCAAUGUCAAUACAUCUGGAGGUGUGCAGACAAUCCUGAUGCCUGUGAAUAAAGUGGUACAGUCAUUUACUACCAACAAAUCACCUACCAUUCUGCCUGUCACAGCCCCAACUCCAGUUGUCCCCAGCUCUGUUCCAGCAGCUGUUGCAAAAGUGAAGACAGAACCAGAAACACCAGGGCCAAGCUGCCUUUCUCCAGAGGGACAGACAGCAGUGAAAACAGAAGAGAGCUCAGAGCUGGGAAACUAUGUCAUCAAGAUAGACCAUUUAGAGACUAUUCAACAACUCUUAACUGCAGUAGUAAAGAAGAUUCCAUUAAUCACUGCAAGAGGUGAAGAUGCCAGCUGUUUUUCUGCAAGGUCUGUGGAGCAGUAUUAUGGCUGGAACAUUGGGAAAAGGAGAGCUGCUGAGUGGCAAAGAGCAAUGACAAUGAGAAAAGUCUUACAAGAAAUUUUGGAGAAGAAUCCAAGAUUCCACCACCUGAGUCCCCUGAAGACCAAGCACAUCGCACACUGGUGUCGCUGCCAUGGCUACACCCCACCUGAUCCCGAGAGUCUGCGGAACGAAGGUGACUCCAUCGAGGACGUGCUGACGAGGAUCGACAGUGAGCCCGAGUGCCCGUCAUCCCUCUCCUCGGCCGACAGCCUCUGCCGGAAGCUCGAGGACCUGCAGCAGUUUCAGAAAAGAGAGCCUGAAACAGAGGAGGAGGUAGACAUCGUCAACCUUUCAGAGCCGUUGAAAAUGAACAUUAAAAAAGAGCAGGAGGAGAAACAAGAAGAAGUGAAGUUCUACCUGCCCCCAACUCCAGGGUCCGAAUUUAUUGGGGAUGUCACACAGAAGAUUGGGAUCACCCUGCAGCCUGUGGCGCUUCAUAGGAACGUGUAUGCGUCUGUGGUCGAGGACAUGAUUUUAAAGGCCACAGAGCAGCUGGUGAGUGACAUCCUGAGACAGGCGUUAGCAGUCGGGUACCAGACAGCGUCCCACAGCAGGAUUCCCAAAGAAAUUACAGUGAGUAACAUUCACCAGGCCAUCUGCAACAUUCCUUUUCUGGACUUCCUCACAAACAAGCACAUGGGUAUACUGAAUGAGGAUCAAUGAGAGGCGGGACAACAACCCUGGAGAAGCAGGACAGAAGCUGUCCCAGUAGAGGCUUUGGUCUGUGGUGCCACUUCUGUUUUGGGGCAGAGCAAGUCCCACCGAACAUCAUGGCUACUGAACCAUUUCCUCCACCUCACUCAGCGUGACACCAGUGUUCAGUCCCAGGUCAGACCCCACUGGGACAGAAGCUUGUGUUUCUUUGUGCUCAGCUGGGCUGGACAGAAUGCGUUUUAGGUGCUCCACACCACUUCCUGGGUCCUCCAGGGAGCACCUUGCGUGUGAAUCUCCAGGAGGUAGAAAAUGAGCCUGGCAGGCUAGAGACAGGACCCACUCUGUGGGCUGGAAUGAUCCAAAGGUGACCUAGAACCUCUGAAGAGCGAUUGGAUAUGAGCACUCAGCCAGUGGCCAGUGUGAGGGG